Molecule: messenger RNA, 567 nt
Organism: Teleopsis dalmanni
Lineage: Eukaryota; Metazoa; Arthropoda; Insecta; Diptera; Diopsidae
Gene: Blos2
Product: biogenesis of lysosome-related organelles complex 1 subunit 2
Exons: 2
Coding region: 98-547 (149 amino acids)
Biological process (GO): lysosome localization; endosomal transport
Cellular component (GO): BLOC-1 complex; BORC complex; gamma-tubulin complex
Molecular function (GO): gamma-tubulin binding
Source: RefSeq, a predicted model, not a curated record
CGACUUACACAAAACAAUAUUGACGUAUAUUGAAUAGUUGCUAAAUGCGUUAUAAUAAUUUCUAUAAUAAUUGAAAACUUAAGAUAGUGAAAUUAAAAUGGAAUCAACUGUCACAUCUAAAUCGGAACAAAAUCUUUUGGAUUCACCUAUAAGAGGAUCUUUAUCGACUAGUACUUCAAGCUUUGAAGCAUUGGACCCACACGACCCUAAUCUUAGCAAGCUCGCCACAAAAAUGUUUCGUAAAACUGAAGAAUACAUAACGCAUGAAAUUAAUACACCAUUAGAGGACUAUAAAUUACUUGAAGAUAUGAAUAAAGCAACUGUGGCGAAAUAUUCUGAUAUGCGUCAAAUUGCUGAGAACUUAAGUGUUUCAACAAAUGAACUUAGUUAUAAAUUUCAACAAUUGAUACCAUUAAUGAAACAAAUAGACGAAAUAUCCGACACGGUAGAUAAACUGGAAGCAGCAGCUUACAAAUUAGAUGCUUAUAGCAUUGCCUUGGAAAAUCGUGUUAAGUCAGUACUACAACGCAAAUCAACAUUACAAUAAAUAACAAAAUUUAAAAAACA